Molecule: messenger RNA, 774 nt
Organism: Orbilia oligospora ATCC 24927
Lineage: Eukaryota; Fungi; Ascomycota; Orbiliomycetes; Orbiliales; Orbiliaceae
Exons: 2
Coding region: 1-774 (257 amino acids)
Source: RefSeq, a predicted model, not a curated record
AUGUGGCGGAAAGACAUGCAGCCUCAUCGUCACCUUGCCGAUUUGGGAUGGGGAGACCAUCGAGUUCAGAAUUUUCUCCAUACCCAGCGCGGCUACAAACUUAAUGUUCCAGAAGAAAUGGGUACACUAAUAAAAGAAAAUUUGAUCCCAGAGGCAUCAGCAGGCGGGUGGAUCAGAAUGCGUAUUCACCAAGUGAAUGAAGACGGAGGAGGCCCAUUCAAAUGCAAGCUCGAUCAAUCGGGCCUGUCAACCAACUUUGGUGAUUGGAUUCCUCUUACCAAGAACACUCCGGGAGAUGGACAUUCCAUCUCCCACCACACAGCUCGCACAGGUAAUCUGUGGCUCGAACUACCGCUACCAAAAGACCUGAAAUGUAGUGGUACUUAUGGAGACAGAAAGAAUAUUUGCAUGAUCCGCUGCGAGAACCAGGCUGUAAAUGGCCCCUUCGGUGGUUGUGUCCCUUUCCAACAGAUUCUUCCAAAAGAAGAAACUUCAACUUCAACUCCAAUUCCAACUCUAACUCUAGAACUAACCAAGUCGGAUCCGGAACCAACUCCAACUCCGGAACCAGUUAAGCCAGACCCAGUUAAGCCAGGCCCAGUUAAGCCAGACCCAUCUACUGUAGUUUCCAUCAAAACGGUCUACCAAAGACCCCCGCGCCCAACGGGUGGGCGUCCACGUCCUAGCUAUAGCUAUACCAAAGGGCAGCGACCUCCCUCGACGCCAAAGGCCCCGACUCAACCCGAGGAUCCAGAGGAUCUCGGAUAUUACUAG